CAGAACAAAGAGGCCCCCUCCCCUUCGCCUUGUCUGCAGCCCCCGGGAGCAGGGGCUGGCUGCAUGGGGGGCCUCUGCCUGGCCCAGGACCCCCUCCUCCCUUUUGCAUCCGUCCUCCCCUCCCGGAGGCAGCCCGGGUGAGAAUCGCCCAGCCCUCCCCCCCCGCCCCCCCGCUCGCCAAUCUCCCAUUCUCCUCUUCCUCCUCCUCCUCCUCCUCCUCUCUCUCUCUCUCUCUCGCUCUCCUUCCUUCCUUCCUUCUCGUCUUUACAGAUUAAUUCUUCAACCCUGCAAUCCGGGCGGGAGGAGCCGGGGAGAGGCUGAUCCCUUGCGGCAAUCAUGGCACUGCUGGGGAAGUUUUCCGAUGGGCUUCUUAACAACUGCAGACCGGACCAAUGGCACUUGGUGUUCUCUCAAAAAGAUGAAGUUAUCACCAGCUUAGUAUCAGCCUUAGACUCUAUGUGCUCAGCCCUUUCUAAACUCAACACGGAAGUUGCCUGUGUUGCUGUCCACGAUGAAAAUACUUUUGUAGUUGGGACAGAAAAGGGGAGGCUGUUCAUGAACACGAGGAAGGAGGUCCAGGCAGAUUUCAAAAAGUUCUGCAGAGUCCAGCAGAGCAAAGAACAUGACCUGGACGGCCAGAAGAAGGCAAAAGAUUUUGGUCGGACAAUUCCUCGGAUCUCCCCAGAUCAGGGAUCAGAUGUUUAUCUCCUCAGGAAGAUGGUAGAAGAAGUCUUUGAUGUGCUUUAUAGUGAGGCCUUGGGGAAGAGCAGUGUGGUUCCACUGCCAUAUGAGAAGUUCUUGAAAGAGCCUGGCUGGUUAACGGUGGUUGGGUUACCCGAUGGACUCACAUUCAGGAAACCCAUUGAAUAUGAUGCAAAGUCCCUGAUGGCCAUAUUAGAGCACAGCCACAACAUGCGCUUCAGGAUAAAAAGGCCCCCCGAGGACUCUAUCAGGGAACCCAACUCUUCUGUUGAGAUGAACUCUGCUGCUCUCAUCUCCAAGGGGAGCCGACAACCGGGCCUUAAUAAUGUGCGCAUUAAGCAGGCCAAUCAAGACCCUCUUCCUGGGAUCACCACCAGCGGUUUCCUAUAUGGCGUGUCGCUGCCCACGCAGGUUGCCAUGGAGAUAAAGCAGGAAGGUUCAGCCAGUCGGCACGGGAUGAAUGCAGUCGGCGACAUGCUGAGGCCCCGUCCAUCAGGAGAAGCGAAGGUGCCUUCGCCACAGGAGUUCGGUGACUGCUGUGGACAGAAAUCUAUCCUCCCCGGUGGUCCACUCAUCCAAAAUGUCCAUUCCUCCAAACGCAUCCUUUUCUCCAUAGUCCAUGACAAAUCAGAUAAAUGGGACAAUUUUAUAAAAGAAACCGAAGAUAUCAACACCCUGAGGGAAUGUGUGCAAAUUCUGUUUAACAGUCGAUAUGCUGAAGCCUUGGGGCUGGAUCACAUGGUCCCUGUCCCGUACCGGAAAAUUGCCUGUGAUCCAGAAGCAGUAGAAAUCAUUGGAAUUCCGGACAAAAUCCCCUUCAAGAGGCCCUGUACCUAUGGGGUCCCCAAACUCAAGCGGAUCUUGGAAGAAAGGCAUAAUAUCCACUUUGUGAUCAAAAGGAUGUUUGAUGAAAGAAUAUUUACAGGAAAUAAAUUUACCAAAGAUGCAACCAAGAUUGAGCCAUCAAGCCCCUCUGGGGAAGUCUCCCCUGAACCACACAGAAUGGCAUUUCUUGAUUUAGCAGGGACUUCUCAAGCUAAUCACAGGUCUGAGAAAUGCCUCAUCUCUGGAGACUGUGAACCAGGUACCUCAGGGGAACUGGGAGGAAUUAAACGCAUCAAAAUAGAACCAGACGAGGUGGACAUAAUUCAGAUCACUGUUCCAGAUAAAGGGCCCAGCAUUGAUUUGCAGCAGGACGAGAAGCAAAUGGAAGGAAAAGAUGGUGUCAGUGACGUUUUAAGUCACUUGAGGAAACAAGUAGAAAUUUUAUUUAACGCAAGAUAUGCGAAAGCCAUAGGAAUUUCUGAGCCUGUCAAAGUCCCGUAUUCCAAAUUCUUGAUGUACCCAGAGGACCUUUUUGUGGUGGGCUUGCCCGAUGGCAUCCUACUCAGGCGGCCCAACUGUUUUGGGAUUGCAAAGCUAAAGAAGAUUCUUCAGGCAAGCAGCAGAAUUCGGUUUGUUAUCAAGAGGCCAGAACUUCUUACAGAAGGAAUGAAAGAAAUGACCUCAGAUAGCUCAGGAGCAAUAGCCAAUGAUAGAGUCUCCAUUGAGCCUAUUGAGGAACCUAUAAAAAGACCAGGAUUUCAAGAAAAUUAUGAUACUCGGCUGUCAAGGAUAGACAUUGCAAAUACACUCAGGGAACAGGUUCAAGAUCUGUUCAACAAGAAGUAUGGUGAGGCUUUGGGUAUCAAAUACCCAGUCCAAGUGCCAUACAAGCGUAUCAAAAGCAAUCCAGGUUCAGUGAUCAUAGAAGGGUUGCCACCAGGAAUCCCAUUCCGGAAACCUUGCACAUUCGGCUCUCAGAAUCUGGAGAGGAUAUUAGCCGUGGCAGACAAGAUCAAAUUCACAGUUACAAGGCCUUUCCAAGGACUCAUCCCUAAACCUGGUAAGUGCUUUAAUGUCCUAACAAUGAAAUGCUAGGUGUGUUUUGCCAUCCUUUGGUAAUUUAACAGGGCACGAUGUAUGGAGGAAAUGUGGUUUUACUGCAAGAGGUGUCUUUGUAUCCUAGGCUACUUAUCACUAUAUUGCAUAUCAUUAGUCCCUCAUGAUAAAAGAGUUACCAGAAGUUA
Messenger RNA from Notechis scutatus (mainland tiger snake), 2771 nucleotides. The record is from RefSeq and is a predicted model, not a curated record. NCBI's taxonomy places the organism in Eukaryota, Metazoa, Chordata, Lepidosauria, Squamata, Elapidae.